AGCGCCUCUUGUUGAUGACGAACUUGUCAACUGUGGCGCUUCUCUCUUUAGCUGACAUGCUUCUCCUGUAAAGACUGACCCCGAAUAGUCAUGGCUUUGAAUCGCUUGAACCUGCUGCGACCCUUUCUGUGUCAGUCCCUGGUACGGCCUGCCAGGUCUCCACUCACAGUCACCUCUUGGGUCGGUUUCAGACCACCGAUUUGUCCUGGUACCUCCCUCCACCCUGGUCCUGCAUGCAUCAGGCUCUACGCCACCAAGAAAGCAAAAGCCAAGGCAAAGGGCCAGUCAGCUAAGGUGAAUAUUAAUUCGUCUUUGGUGGAAGACAUCAUCAGUCUGGAUGAAGUGAAGGACGACAUGGCCGCAGUCCUCAGUGCACUCCGAGAUGAGUUCACACGUAACCUCAGCAUCCGAACCUCGCCAGGGGCUCUGGAUCACAUUGUGGUGACGACUCAAGAUGGGAAGUUUCCUCUGAACCAGCUGGGUCAGAUCUCCAUGAAGUCCCCUCAAGUCAUUAUGGUCAACAUGAGCAGCUUCCCUGAAGCUACAGCGGCGGCCACCCGUGCCCUGAGAGAGAGCAGCAUGAACUUAAACCCAGAGGUGGAUGGGACGAUCAUCAAGGUGCCCGUUCCCAAAGUGACACGGGAACACAGAGAAAACCUUGCCAAGUUGGCCAAACAAUUCAGCAACAAGGCUAAAGACUCUCUGAGGAGAGUGCGCUCCAAUUCUGCCAACCAGGUGAAAAAGGCAAAAGAGGGUCACUCUGAAGACACAAUACGACUCGUAGAAAAACAGAUUCAACAGAUGGCAGACAACAUUGCUGCAGAAAUCGACAAACAGCUUGCAGCCAAGACCAAAGAACUUUUAGGAUGACCGUAGGAAAAGAAAACCAAUAAGUCUCCAAUUACAUAUUUCAGCAUCGAUAAGGCGAAUGUCAACCUGUUGGUAACAGAGACUGGAUCAUAAUGGAGACCUAGCUUCUGAAUCAUCCACAUUUUGGUCUGCUGAAUCUUUUCUUCUUGCCCACACUGUUGGGUGCCCAUUAUUGCUGUGCGAUAUUUGCGUCCAGCUGCAUAAAGGCGUAAACAGAAACUGGCACGGAAAUGGCAACAACGACGACAGACUGCCUGUCCCCUCCCUCCUCUUCCUUGUUACUCUCCCCAUCUUCAAACAUCCAACAGGGGACGAAUGGCCUUUUAAUGAGAUUUGUGGGCCUCCUCCUAAUCAAACUCCUCGCCACAGUCUGUUUAUACAAAGCAAGCGCACCCAUCCGAAUGUAAACUGCGUCUUACCCUUGGUGGCAUGAGUAAGACGCAGUUUGUUCUCGAAACUUCGGCAGAUACCAUUAGCGUGUUGCCAAACAUUUGUUUCGCAUUGAUUCUCAGUCUGGUAUAAAUGCACAUCAGGAGGGAGGAAAAAAGAGCCUUUAGUUUCUGUCCAUGUCUAGGAUUGAUAACAUGGCUACUCUAUUUUAAACACAAUAAAGUCAGGAAAGACACAUUAUUGAUGGACCCCAUUAAAGAAACACUGCUUUGAAGCAUGUGCGUCA
Gambusia affinis (western mosquitofish) is the source of this 1546-nucleotide messenger RNA. RefSeq names its product mitochondrial ribosome recycling factor (gene mrrf). Lineage: Eukaryota; Metazoa; Chordata; Actinopteri; Cyprinodontiformes; Poeciliidae. The record is from RefSeq and is a predicted model, not a curated record. Gene Ontology annotation, molecular function: ribosomal large subunit binding. Bases 91 to 870 code for a protein of 259 amino acids. The transcript is spliced from 7 exons. Gene Ontology annotation, biological process: translation. Gene Ontology annotation, cellular component: mitochondrion.